AUGGCAUCCUACACAUGCUCAGGUGUCCUUGGCCUCACCAUGCUGCUGGCUACAGCUCCCCUUGCGGUGGCACAUCAAUCCCAGCCAACAUGCCCAGCCAUGCCUGUUGCUUUCGGAAACACCACCAUUUCAACCCACACUACCAAUAACACAUUGAUCGUCGAGGCCGACGCACCCAACUCCAGCCCUAUCCCUACUGCCUCUCCUCGGCCAGAGCUGAGAAUCAUCGACGAGGAUCCCGUGUACAAAUAUGUGGGAUGCUGGUCUGAUGUUGCCCUUAUGAACCCCGACGUACAUUCUCUCGAUGGACCCUACCUGGUGAAAGCAGGCCUCAUGAAUGUCCACGUGUGCGUGGAUUUCUGCCGCAACUCUUACAAGAACAAGAACAAACAGAACCAGACUGGCUACCGCUACGCCGGCCUUGAGAUAGGAUCUCAGUGUUGGUGUGGUAAUAAUAUCUCGAAGCACAGCAACCACUUAACUGACGACGUCUGUGAUAUUCCCUGUGAUGGUGCCAACACGACUGCGUGUGGUGGACAUCUCGCCAUAACACUAUACAACAUGACGGAAAAGAAGACUCCUGGAGAUAACAAUGGAAUCGGCGGAAACGGAAGCAAUGCCGGAACUGGCAACCAGCAGCCAGAAGCACCCCAUGAUCAAGCGGCACUACAAGCCGUGGGGGUGGGCAUCCUCGUUCUGGCUGUGACUUUUGCCUUGGGCUGGGGUUGCUUGUAAGGAGCAAUAUAAAAUUGAAAAUCGACGAGUGAGGAUAUAUAUGUGUGGAUGAAUGAUUAAGUUUGAGAUCGGGU
Molecule: messenger RNA, 809 nt
Organism: Daldinia vernicosa
Lineage: Eukaryota; Fungi; Ascomycota; Sordariomycetes; Xylariales; Hypoxylaceae
Product: WSC domain-containing protein
Exons: 2
Coding region: 1-735 (244 amino acids)
Cellular component (GO): plasma membrane
Source: RefSeq, a predicted model, not a curated record